Molecule: messenger RNA, 570 nt
Organism: Adelges cooleyi (spruce gall adelgid)
Lineage: Eukaryota; Metazoa; Arthropoda; Insecta; Hemiptera; Adelgidae
Exons: 4
Coding region: 1-525 (174 amino acids)
Source: RefSeq, a predicted model, not a curated record
AUGGAGAGAGUCUUACGACCAAAUUUACCAGUGGGUCCAUACCGAAUAAAAUUCAAAGCUGUUUUUAUUUGCGAUGAAAAAGUCGACUAUUUGAUACGCUUGAAUAUUCAUCAGCAUAAAGUUUCUCAAACCCGAGUGGAAAUGAGAGGAAAUAUCUCAUUGAAAAUACCCUUUGACGAUUCCUUAAAUUUAAAUUUUAAUAUGGCAGUACUUAGUAAAAUCGGAGGAUGGAUAGACCACGCAUUCGAUUACAGUGCUCAACACGCUUGCACAACUUUAAAAACAUUUUUGGGACCGUCCUGGUCUACUUAUAUGAGAAGUUGGAAUAUGAGUGCAACUCAACAGUGUCCACUAGACAAAGGUGAGUACAUUAUGCGAUAUGAUUUAUCAGACGUGAACAACUAUCAUAUCCCUAAAGAGUUCAUAUACGGAACUUAUAAAACUCGACUAUACUACACUGAUAAAAAUGGAAUGAUCGUCGGUUGUACAAUUUUGGUUGUGGAUAUUGUAAGACCAUGGGAGUAAGAAUACUAAACGAAAUUUUAAGAUUCAGGCUUAGCCACUUUUAAC